UAGGCUAAGACCAGAGAGAGAGAGAAUGGCGUCACAGAGGUGUUACAGUCUUGGCCUCGAUAUAAAAAGGGUUCAUCCUUUCUCUCACUUUCGUUCAUUCAGGUUCUCUUCAUCGCCAUUGAAAUCGCGACCCCAAGCUCUCCCCCUCAAAUCUAACCUGCGCUUUCAUAAAUCUUCUGGUCUCGGAUUCCACAUACAUUGUUCGUCUUCUCGAGGUUUCAGUUUCUCAGCAGAUAAGAAAAGCAACGUCACCUCACCUUUCAAGGGACCGUACAGAGAGGAGGAGGAGGAAGGAGAAGAAACAACGAUGACGAUUAAACCGGCGGUUCGAAUCGCCGAGGGGAAGUUGGUUAUCAAGGACAGGACGAUCCUAACCGGUAUACCGGAAAACGUCAUCACGACGUCAGCAUCAGAGGCCGGUCCGGUCGAGGGAGUCUUCGUCGGGGCGGUUUUCGAUAACCAAGAAAGCCGUCACGUCGUACCGGUCGGUACGCUCCGAGACGCCCGGUUUAUGGCAUGUUUCCGGUUUAAGCUCUGGUGGAUGGCCCAGAAGAUGGGAGAUCGCGGCGGCGAGAUCCCAGUCGAGACUCAGUUCCUAUUGGUGGAGAGCAAAGAUGGGUCCCACCUUGAACCUGACGGCGUUAACAACGACGAGGCAAACCGAAUCGUUUACACCGUUUUCUUGCCGUUAAUCGAAGGCCCGUUCCGUUCAUCCCUUCAGGGCAACGCCAACGACGAGUUGGAGCUAUGCCUCGAGAGUGGAGACUCGGACGUUAAAACGUCGUCGUUCACCCACGCGCUGUACAUCCACGCCAGCACGGAUCCGUUCCAGGCGAUAACUGAGGCUAUACGCGCCGUUAAGUCCCACCUUAAGACGUUUCGUCAACGUCACGAGAAGAAACUCCCAGGAAUCGUUGACUUUUUCGGUUGGUGCACUUGGGACGCGUUCUAUCAGGAGGUGACUCAGGAAGGGGUCGAGGAUGGACUUGCUUCACUCGCCGCCGGCGGAACGCCGCCGAAGUUCGUCAUCAUCGACGAUGGCUGGCAAUCUGUGGAAAGCGACCCAAACGAGAACAAUUUCUUGGAUGACAAGAAAGGUCAACCGUCGGUUCCCAGGUUAACAGGGAUCAAAGAAAAUCAGAAAUUUCAGAAGAAGGAUGACCCGAGUGUCGGAAUCAAGAACAUCGUCAAUAUCGCGAAGCAGAAACACGGGCUUAAAUACGUAUACGUAUGGCAUGCUAUAACCGGGUACUGGGGCGGGGUCAGACCCGGGGUGAAGGAGAUGGAGGAAUACGGUUCUCUGAUGAAGUAUCCGAUGGUUUCAAGAGGCGUGGUGGAGAACGAACCGACCUGGAAAACCGACGCAAUGGCGGUUCAAGGAUUAGGGUUAGUAAAUCCGAAGAAUGUGCACAGAUUCUUCAACGAGCUCCAUAGUUACUUAGCUUCUGCUGGUGUGGAUGGCGUGAAAGUGGACGUUCAGUGUAUACUGGAGACUUUAGGCGCCGGUUUAGGUGGUCGGGUUGAAUUAACUCGUCAGUACCAUCAAGCCCUCGACGCCUCCGUGGCUCAGAACUUCCCCGACAAUGGCUGCAUCGCGUGUAUGAGCCACAACACUGAUGCUCUCUACUGUUCCAAACAGACAGCCGUUGUAAGAGCCUCGGACGAUUUCUAUCCACGUGAUCCAGUGUCCCACACGAUCCAUAUAGCCGCCGUUGCGUACAACAGUGUGUUCUUGGGAGAGUUCAUGCAACCGGACUGGGACAUGUUCCAUUCCGUACACCCUGCUGCUGAGUACCAUGCUUCUGCUCGGGCCAUUAGUGGCGGUCCUGUCUACGUCAGUGAUGCUCCUGGAAAGCAUAACUUCGAGCUUCUGAAGAAGCUUGUACUGCCGGAUGGAUCGAUCCUUCGUGCCCGACUGCCCGGUCGCCCGACCCGUGACUGCUUGUUCUCUGAUCCUGCCCGUGACGGUAUCAGCUUGCUUAAGAUAUGGAACAUGAACAAGUACACCGGAGUUUUGGGCGUAUACAACUGCCAAGGCGCGGCCUGGAGCAGCGCCGAGAGGAAGAACACCUUCCACGAGACGAAAACCGAUUGCAUCACGGGUUACAUCCGAGGACGAGACGUGCACUUAAUAGGCGAUUCCUCUACCGAUCCUGCGACCUGGAACGGGGAUUGCGCAGUCUACGGCCAUAGCAAAGGCGAACUAGGAAUCCUGCCUUUCAACGCGUCGUUUCCGAUCUCUCUCCGGGUGCGUGAGCACGAGAUUUUCACUGUCACGCCCAUUAGAGUUUUGUCAGAUGCUGUAUCCUUCGCCCCCCUUGGUCUGGUGAGCAUGUUCAACUCAGGAGGCGCCAUUGAAGGGCUGAGAUACGAAACGGAGAAGAUGAGAGUAGUAAUGGAAGUAAAAGGGUGCGGAAAAUUCGGUGCGUAUUCGUCGGUUAAGCCUAAGAGAUGCAUCGUCGAGUCGAACGAGGUUGGAUUCGAGUACGAUCCUUCGUCUGGGUUGGUCGCUUUCGCGUUGGAUCAUAUGCCCUCGGAGGAGAAGAGAGUUCACGUUAUCGAACUCGAGUUAUGAACCCCAGUUCUCAAUCCUUGCUGUAAGCUUUGAUUCGAACGAAACCAUGAACUGGAUCGAUCUGAGAUGUUCUUCGCAUAUUUGUCUAUUUUAGAUCAUCAGUGUCUCUGGUUCCUGUUCGCUGUA
Tarenaya hassleriana is the source of this 2701-nucleotide messenger RNA. Its product is annotated as probable galactinol--sucrose galactosyltransferase 6. Lineage: Eukaryota; Viridiplantae; Streptophyta; Magnoliopsida; Brassicales; Cleomaceae. Bases 26 to 2575 code for a protein of 849 amino acids. The transcript has 6 exons. The record is from RefSeq and is a predicted model, not a curated record.